Messenger RNA from Tilletiaria anomala UBC 951, 1002 nucleotides. RefSeq lists its product as uncharacterized. The transcript is spliced from 3 exons. The coding region runs from base 1 to 1002 and encodes 333 amino acids. The record is from RefSeq and is a predicted model, not a curated record. NCBI's taxonomy places the organism in Eukaryota, Fungi, Basidiomycota, Exobasidiomycetes, Georgefischeriales, Tilletiariaceae.
AUGCCGGAAGAUGCGAUCCAGCCGCACUGGUCCAGCGAAGGCUUCGGUCGGCGCAGCGUCCGUAGCUUGGUAUGGGGGCUGCUACACCCGCGUAAGGCGCUCAAGAGCUUGUGCAGCAUCCAGCUUCGCUUGAUGAGCCGGCUCGAGUUCAAUGAUGCAGGUAUGAUUGUCAGGCACGAGGAUACGUGGGGGAUGAGAGAGGCCAUCGAGGGUAUCCUGCCUUUUGCUUCCAUCAUCUACCCGCUCCACCGCCGCAUCGUGGGGACUCUCGUGUCGUUCUCCAUCGCCAAAGGCUUCAGCUUGCGCGACAGCAUCAUCUUCCGCAAGCCGCUGUCGAUCAGCGACGGCGAGCCCAAUGCGCCCCAUGGAAUCACCGCUUCGUCCUCUUCGGGUGAGAGCACGCCGCUCGCUCGCCAGCAGCUUGCGCAGAGCGUUACGAACGAAGCGCAUGGCCAGGGACAGGGACAAGACCCGCAUGUUGCGGCGCUUGCGCUGCUUGAUCGGUCGCAGUACAAAGGUCACAAUAAUCCUGAACAUUACCGCACGAUCUCUCGCUCGCGCAACGCGUCGCCGAGCCGCUACCGAUGGGGCAACAUUUCCGAGCGUAGUUUCCAGACUGGCACACGUUCGCGAGCCCGCUCGCUGAUUGGCGGUGUGCAAACUGGAGGUGGCGGCGGCACGACAACUACGAGCUCCGUUGCCGGCUCGAACGAUAAUCUCUCCCUGUGGUACGCCGGUCACCACCAUAUGCACAGCGGCAGCAGCAUCCUUGACCGCGAGCGGGACCGGGACCUGCCGCCGGACUCAUCGGCGCGCUACCGCGACCGCGUGGCGCGGCGUGCGGACGGCGGACGCACGACGAGCGCGCCGCCGUCGACGCUCGGCGACACGGCCCCCGUCGCGGACGUCGGUGUGGGCAUGCAGGCGAAUGCGCCGAGCUCGCUCGCUGGGCUCUGGAUGGACGAUUUCGGGCGUAAGGACAGGAUCCAAGGAGCAGACUAG